Entelurus aequoreus (snake pipefish) is the source of this 2542-nucleotide messenger RNA. It is a transcript of the gene stimate, whose product is annotated as STIM activating enhance. Gene Ontology annotation, molecular function: calcium channel regulator activity. The transcript is spliced from 8 exons. Gene Ontology annotation, biological process: activation of store-operated calcium channel activity. The record is from RefSeq and is a predicted model, not a curated record. Lineage: Eukaryota; Metazoa; Chordata; Actinopteri; Syngnathiformes; Syngnathidae. The coding region runs from base 590 to 1483 and encodes 297 amino acids. Gene Ontology annotation, cellular component: cortical endoplasmic reticulum; membrane.
UGGGCACCGGACUCUGCUGUGUGGGGAUUCGGGAAGCUGCGGGAUGGAAAGGAGUCAUGACCUGCAAUUUUUCCAUCUCGGCCGCCGUUUUAAAAGCUGCAAAACGAGCGGCUUUGCUGGUCUUCAAACUGGGAGUGAAUUCCCUUUCCAACGACUAAAUAGAGGAGUUGUUGUGUUCGCUUAGCCGCACUGACUAGUUAGCUUCUAAGCUAAGUACGUAAUGGUCGUGCCUUGCGUCGCUUUUUUUAUGCGUACUGAUACAAAAUGCAUAUCAUACGAUAUUAAGCCGGCGUAUUGUUAUGAAUUGGCGCGGUUAACGCACGUUACACCGGGGACUUGGAAGAAAUCGCAGUAAAUGUUGACAGUCACAGCACCGACCUGAAGUUAUGGUUCACGUCACAGAUUGUCGUUUAUUUACAAGUUACUGACUUGAAGUCUACCUUAGGUACGUCUGACGCGGGAGAAUGAGACGUCGCCAUCUCUCACACAAGACUGUCCUACUUAUUGCAUCGAUUAGCUGACCAACAUCUGCUGAUACCGAUUUUUUAUUUUUUUUCCCUGUCGUGAAUCUUUUUAUAUUCACGCAUCCAUGACUGGAGGGCUCUACACGCUGUCCCAGCAGGGGGACGUGGCAGGACUGUCCCUCGGCAACACGACCCCCACCCCUGGCCCUGAUAAUAGGGGUUGUGAGAAUGGUGCCCUAAUGGACUCAUUUGGGAUCUUCCUUCAAGGACUCCUGGCUGUAAUGGCUUUCAGCAUUCUCAUGUUAAAACGCCUCAGGGAGCCCAAACAUGAGCGGAGACCCUGGAAAAUCUGGUUCUUGGAUACUUCCAAGCAGGCUAUUGGGAUGCUCUUCAUCCACUUUGCUAAUGUUUACCUUUCAGACCUUACAGAGGAGGAUCCCUGCUCGCUAUACCUCAUUAACUUCCUAUUAGAUGCCUCAUUGGGAAUGUUGUUGAUCUACUCUGGCGUACGAGCUGUCAGUGCGGUUGUCGAGUGGAGGCAAUGGGAGUCUCUCCGCUUUGGAGAAUAUGGAGAGCCCAUACAAUGCACAGCAUGGUUGGGUCAGUGUAUCCUCUACAUCCUUAUCAUGAUGUUUGAGAAAGUCCUCAUCAUGCUGGUGCUCCUCAUCCCCCAGUGGAAGAAGCUCGCUCUUCUCAACCCCAUAGAGAAUCCUGACCUGGAACUGGCCAUCGUCAUGCUCAUCGUUCCUUUCUUUGUCAACGCCCUCAUGUUUUGGGUAGUAGACAAUUUCCUAAUGAAGAAGCACAGGACCAAAGCAAAGGUGGAGGAGAGGGAAGAGGAUUCUCGGGGGAACAGCAAGGUGCGCUACAGACGAGCGUUGUCUCACGAUGACUCAGAGUCAGAGAUCCUUUUCUCAGCAGAUGAUGAAAUGGACGAGUCCGACGAAGAGGAUGUUCGCCGCCUGGCAGGUCUAAAGACGGUCAAGAAAAAGAAGCUGCGCAUGGGCAUCCCUGUUUGACCGAGGGUCUCGUUAAACAAUCAUGUCGGAAGCAAAAGUACAUGCCGCCACACUUCCUACUCUACGGACAAACAUGGCGAUCCCUUUAAUGGCGCUAAGGACUUGGGUUUUUUAUUUUCUUUCAGCCAGCCAAUGACACUCCUGGAUGCCUAUUUAUUGUGUUUUGAAGACACUUAACGAGCAUCACGUUGUUAAAGCGGAGGCCUACUCUGCAUAAUAGGAAAUAUGCAACACUUACUUUACUUACUGCAGUGUACGGACGUCAGUGCUUGAGGGAUCAUCUUCGUUUUGGCUGUAUUCUUUAUAUAAAUGCCAUUUUCUCAUGUAGACCACCAAGACCUGCGUGUGUGUGUGCGUGUCUGCGUGCGUGUGUAUGGCGUGCUUGCGCGAGGCCCUUGAUAACUACUGUAAUUGUUGUGUUUGCAUCAGAAUCCUUUAAAGUCCAGUCACUGCAGAAUCCCAGACAAUAUUCAAUCCACUAGUGUUGUUUGUCUUUAAAUUGUCUCUGUAUUAUUUCAGUUUUUUUCAUGCAUGCAGCUUUUAUUUGUGGGCCAAAAUGUUGACUAUGCUGGCUCCAAAAGUGUUCUCCCAAAAAGAUGAGCAGAUAUGGGAACCCUCUCUUGCACAAUUUACCACAUUUGCUUUUUUUUUUUCUUUGUUUCUUCAGCUCAGUGACAGUGUGCCUGAGCAACAUUACCAGCAGAUGUUGAUUUGUUGUUGACUUGUGUUUUUAUUGUUUUAUCAGGGCUCCAGGUGCAUUCAGCAGGCUGUGAUUUCCAGAAUGUGAUGUGCGUAGACCGUUAUACUGUUAAGUGACUGUGGACCAAGCAGUUAAUGAGAGAAAUGGUGUUAGAGUAAACAUACGCCUGUGUACGUUGGUGUGUGUGCAGAGUUGACUGAUGGACCCUUUGAAGAAAAUGGAGUGCGACAUUAACUGUGACUGUGCCGCUGUGGAAGAUUUCACGGUGGCAUUAAAAUGAUAUUUUAUUGGGAAAAAAGGUAAGGUACCAUUAUAAAUGAAUUUACAAUAAAGAAUGUGAUCAACUAUUUUGAAUAAAU